AUGGCGGUGGCGGCUGGGAGGAUGCAGUAUGAAUUGCUUGGUGUGUGUGCCGGGGCGACUAGGGGCGAGAUCAAGGCGGCGUACCGGCGUCUGGCCAGGGAGGUGCACCCGGACGCUGCUGGUGGCGGCGACGACGAGGGGUUCAUCCGGCUGCACACGGCCUACGCCACGCUUGCCGACCCCGACGAGCGCGCAUGCUACGACCGUGACGUGGCCUGCCGCACCACGGGAAUGAUGAUGCGGCGGGCAGCGGCGGCUGGGCCGGCGUUUCGGUGGAGGACAUGGGAGGCCGACCAGUGCUGGUAG
Messenger RNA from Triticum turgidum subsp. durum (durum wheat), 306 nucleotides. Lineage: Eukaryota; Viridiplantae; Streptophyta; Magnoliopsida; Poales; Poaceae. The record is from the annotation of a GenBank genome assembly.